Messenger RNA from Penaeus vannamei (Pacific white shrimp), 1302 nucleotides. Lineage: Eukaryota; Metazoa; Arthropoda; Malacostraca; Decapoda; Penaeidae. The record is from RefSeq and is a predicted model, not a curated record.
UCAGCUGACUGAGCGGCGAGAGAAAACCGCGGGCGCCAGUUCCCUCUAGGAUGUGGUUGAGUGUGGACGUGAAACCCUGCGUCCGAUAAGCCAAAGCGCCUAGGAACCGAAGCCCCGCCGAGUGGGAAGUGAGAGACUCGACACCCGCCACACUCCCGAAGGAACAUGUGACAGGGUGAGCCGAGGGGCGUGAGCGAAGAAGAGACGCAGAGAGGAACCGAGAGGAAAAGGGGGAUGAUGAAACAACUCACGGUCGCCAUGAAGGACCCUAUUUACAUCCAGCCGGUCCCGAGCCCGCUGCCGGACACCGUCAAAGUGGACUGGAAUCCUCGGAGCCUGUCCACCUUUUCGACGUUCGGGGGCGGGCAGGGGUCUCCGCCGCUGCUGGGAGGACAGAACUCGCCGCCGCUCCUGGGCCUCAACGGUCACACCAACGGCGGCUUGCACAUCAGCAGCACGGGCGGCGGCGGCGGCGGCGUGGGCGGGGUGUCCGUGCUGGUGGCGCCCUCGAAGACCAACGGGGCCGUGACGGUGAACGGGUCUUCGCCGCCCGACCUCCUGGCCAGCCCCGAUGUGAUAGCGCACUGCCACAAGCCCGCCCACCCCCUCGGGCCUGAGAUUGUGAGCCACGUGCCCAAGCCCAUAGGCAUGCCCGUGGCGCCGCCCAGCAUCGAGGGCGUCGUGCGGCCCCGCCACACCCACAGCAAGUCUCUGGUGGGGGACGAGUUGCAGCCCCUGCCCGCCCCUCGCCACGCGCACUCCCGCUCCCUGGUGGACACGAUGGACCUCAUUCCGCCCAGGUCGCCAGACGGGGUGGACUCGACCGAAAUCAACCUGUUCCUCGGCCCGGCUGACCGGCGCUUCGGCUUCUCGGUCGUGGGCGGCGUGGACGAGGAUUCCCGCCCAGGAUCGACGAAAUUGCGAAGAGUAAGUAGGCGGAUUUGCGCUACCUGGCGCCAGAGCCUGUUGCAGGUCAAGCAAAUGCAGUUACAGAUCCUUCAAGAGCAACUACAAAUACAACAGCAGCAAGUGAGGGUCACGGAGUCGGAGCCCGUCACCGAACACACCAGACGAGUGGCCUCAGCGGGUCAACGUAGGUCAGUCCUGCAGGUGUUCAGUCAUAUAUGCAAACUAAGAGGAAGUAGCCGACGCUCCUACCUGUGCAUAAAGAAAGACCUGAUAGUCAUUCUCACUCAGAGGCGGGGCCGCACACAGGUGAAGGCCCGGGCGAAGUCAGUCUUCGCACAUCUUACUUACUCACUCCUCAUUCAGGCAUACGAGCCAAAUGUAGGUAAAGGGUGA